Centruroides sculpturatus (bark scorpion) is the source of this 1966-nucleotide messenger RNA. RefSeq names its product monocyte to macrophage differentiation factor 2-like. Gene Ontology annotation, cellular component: membrane. NCBI's taxonomy places the organism in Eukaryota, Metazoa, Arthropoda, Arachnida, Scorpiones, Buthidae. The record is from RefSeq and is a predicted model, not a curated record. Gene Ontology annotation, molecular function: pore-forming activity. Bases 166 to 930 code for a protein of 254 amino acids. The transcript is spliced from 7 exons.
CGCCGCCAUCGAUCGGCCGGAACGGACGGCGGCCGAGGCAAAAUGGCUUCCCCGCCGGAGGGCGGUCGGCGGAUCCCGUGAUGCGGGUGGACGGUGACCUCCCGUCCGAAAACGUCGCGACGCGUCCCGAAAGGGUCCGGACCAGCGUCGACCAACGCCGGUAGCAUGGAGGGGGCCGUCUCCGACCCCUCCUCCAAGAACAGGUACAUGAAUCGCCGAGCGGUGGGGAACCAGGCCUACGUGCCGACCGAAGUGGAACACCUGGCUAACGUCGUCACCCACGGACUAUCCGUGCUUCCCAGCCUGCUGGGCCUGGUAUUCCUCCUUCAGCAGUCUAGCGGCAAGAGUCAGUAUCUGACCUGUCUGAUCUACGGCCUGUCCAUGGUCGCCCUCUUUUCUAUUUCCACUUUCUUCCACUCCGUCUUCUACUUGGGAAGAUUCAGAUUACUGAAAGAAGUUCUUCACAGAUGCGACAGGGCCAUCAUCUACGUCUUCAUCGCCGCCUCUUACACCCCGUGGUUGACUCUGAAAGAGAUGGGUCCCGAUUCGCCGGCUCGCCAUCUGCGCUGGUUGGUCUGGCUCUUGGCUCUCCUGGGAAUCGCCUAUCAACACUUCUUCCACGAAAGGUACAAGACGUUAGAAACGUGCUUCUACGCUGUCAUCGGCAUCGUUCCCGGUCUGGCCGUCUUCUCUAUGUGCGAGAGGUCGGGGGUGUUGGAACUUACCGCCGGUGGACUCCUGUACAUCGUCGGAGUGGUCUUCUUCAAGUCGGACGGUCGAAUACCCUGCGCCCACGCCAUCUGGCACCUGUUCGUCAACGUGGGAGCUCUGUGCCACUACUAUGCCAUCUGUAAAUAUCUACUCCGGCCGGAUCGGACCCACGUGAUCGACGUCUCUCGACCCCGGACCCCGCCGCCCGCCCGUUUCUAGCCCCUUUGUACUCUUUCCCGCUCCUCCCCCGUCACCCCGGGCGGGCUCCGCGGUGCCAGGCCAAGAGGGGCGGGCCGCCCGCCGUUUUCUUUCCCCGUUCUUGUCGGAUUCCGCCGUCCGGCCACGCGUAAACUACCGGUACUGGGCCGCGCGUCCGGGUCGGGCGGAAGUGACGUCGAAGGAAAAGUUCCGUCGGAAUAAGAAAUCUAUGUUUAAGUCCCGUUCCUUCCACCUAUUUGUACGGUGUUUUAGCGGCCGCCAGCCUUACCGGUAUAUAUAUUUAUACAUACACGUGUAUACACCGUACUUAGCCUAUAUACUAGAUGCGUGUAUAGACGGUACUUCCAAAUGUAGUUUACGGAUAUAUACGGUAUAUAUAAAUAUCCGCGUAAAUCUCUAUAUAUAUAUAUAUGUACAUAUAAAUAAUUACAUAUACCGUACGUAUAAGGUACUACGUAAUUAACGUUUUAAAGUGCGUGUGUGCGUAUAUAUAUAUAUAUAUAUACGGUAUAUGUAAACGUACCGGACGGAAAACGUAGGUGGCCGCGACAGAAUACGUAUAACGUUAUUUACGGGGAGGCGGGCCACCACGUCGGCAUCGCGGUGUUUUUCGAUAGAAGACGUAACACUGCCAACCACCGUGUGGUUUAUCGUUAUCCGGUCUACAAAUACCGUAUUUUUAAAGAUGUUUAUUAAACGUUCCCUUCUUAUAUUUGUACGCGUGAGUCUUCGUCUAAGUCUUCCGGCCGUCUUCCGCUUUUUCCGAACGACGCCGGAAUCCGUACCGUUGCAAUUUCGGCAGUCUGGCGAAAAGGCGGAGGAUGGAGCCGGUCCAGCUCCCCGUUAUUACGUGUUGUGACCAAAUCCAUUUAUACAAAUUGUAUUUUCCGGUAAAGAAUAAUAAAGUGCAGUUGGAGUUUUGUCCUAAUUCCCGACCUUAUUCGACUCCCCUAAUACACAAACCUCCCUGAAAAUUUCAGAAAUUUUCGACAAAAAACACGGGAGAUAUUUAGCAUCGAAGAAAUUGAACAAAAUC